Rhopalosiphum maidis (corn leaf aphid) is the source of this 764-nucleotide messenger RNA. RefSeq names its product eukaryotic peptide chain release factor GTP-binding subunit ERF3A-like. Gene Ontology annotation, biological process: translation. The transcript is spliced from 5 exons. Bases 1 to 507 code for a protein of 168 amino acids. Gene Ontology annotation, cellular component: translation release factor complex. Gene Ontology annotation, molecular function: GTP binding; translation release factor activity; GTPase activity. Lineage: Eukaryota; Metazoa; Arthropoda; Insecta; Hemiptera; Aphididae. The record is from RefSeq and is a predicted model, not a curated record.
AUGUCCAACAACGCGGCACCGGACUCUUGGGAGGAAGACGAAUUAACAGAUUCGAGUGCCGCUGAAUUACAGCAGAAACUAAUCAAAUUGAACGUUAAUGCUGUGGAACGUGGAUGGCAUAGAGACCCGUUGGCUGGUGACACUGGUGGAGGGGCUUCAACUGCUGUGCUCGAUUCAUGGGAGGAUGGUGCGUCCAGUACUCCCGAGGACGGUACUGCCAAACCCAUUAUUGAGGUUGAUAAUGGCAUCGACGUUGACAUUGAUGUGGACGGCGAUGAAGAAAAACCUAAACCCAUUCCUAAAAAGGUUAUCGAAGAGUCUGAGCCAAAACCUAAAAAAGAACAUAUCAAUAUUGUCAUUAUUGGACACGUAGAUGCUGGAAAAUCGACAAUUGGUGGUCAAAUAAUGGCACUUACUGGUAUGGUCGAUAAAAGAACUUUAGAUAAAUAUGAAAAAGAAGCAAAAGAAAGGAGAGCAGAGAAUCCUGGUACUUAUCGUGGGCAUUAGAUACCAAUCAAGAAGAAAGAGAAAAAGGCAAAACUGUUGAAGUUGGUAGAGCAUAUUUUGAAACCGAGAGAAAGCAUUUUACUAUAUUGGAUGCACCUGGUCAUAAAAGUUUUGUGCCCAACAUGAUUGGUGGAACUGCUCAAGCUGAUUUAGCUGUUUUGGUUAUUUCAGCUCGUUAAAGGUGAAUUUGAAACUGGUUUGAUCGUGGUGGUCAGACCCGAGAACAUGCUAUGUUAGCAAAAACAGCAGGUGUUAAA